Molecule: messenger RNA, 1398 nt
Organism: Amyelois transitella
Lineage: Eukaryota; Metazoa; Arthropoda; Insecta; Lepidoptera; Pyralidae
Product: DNA polymerase beta-like
Exons: 7
Coding region: 293-1297 (334 amino acids)
Biological process (GO): double-strand break repair via nonhomologous end joining
Cellular component (GO): nucleus
Molecular function (GO): DNA-directed DNA polymerase activity; DNA binding
Source: RefSeq, a predicted model, not a curated record
AAUAGCUCUUACAGCUUGUUCUUGAAGUACACUUUUGAAUUUUCGGUGGCCAAAACACUCAAACAAUUUCUGAGUCAAAUUAUCCAUUGUAAAAACUUUCACUCACUCACUGGCACUAAAGGUAUUUUUUUAUAUUUUAGGUACCUAACGGAAACUUAGAAUGAAAUUGAACGAAGGCUGUUCAAUUACACUACCGGCGGCAAAUUUGAAAAUACAUAAUCAUUAAUUUUACGAAUAAAGGUUGAAUACGACAUUGUUUUUAAUCUAUUUUUCUACCUUAGGUCUCGAAAGCAUGAGCAAACGUAAAAAUCCCUCCGGAGCCAAUAACCAAAAUGCAGAUUUUUGCGAUUUUUUAAUAGAAUUAUCGGAAUAUGAAAAAAAUGUAACGCGUAAUAUUCAUAAAUUUAACGCAUAUAGGAAAGCCGCCGGUGUUUUAGCAGCAUAUCAUAAAAGAAUAGAAUCUGGAGAUGAAGCUAAGAAAUUAGAAGGUAUAGGGGAGAAAAUAUCUAAGAAAAUUGAUGAAUUUCUUCAAACCGGUAAAUUAAGAAAAUUAGAAGACAUACAUCAGGAUGGACAGGCAAAGGCUAUUAAUUUGCUUACACGUGUAUCUGGCAUUGGUCCGGUGAAGGCGGCUGAACUCGUGAAGAGCGGAAUCACAUCCAUCGAUGGUUUAAGGCUCCACUUGGAUAAACUGAACCAUCAUCAAAUAAUCGGUUUAAAAUAUUUCGAAGAUUUUGAAAAGAAAAUUCCUCGAUCAGAAAUACAGGAAAUAGAAAGAAAAUUGAGAGAAAUCAUACUUGAUUUGGAUACCGAGUUUACAGUAACGAUAUGUGGUAGUUACAGGCGUGGCAAAGCAGAGAGCGGCGAUAUUGAUGUUCUUGUAACCCGCCCUAGCUUGAAAGUAAGCGAAGGGAAGAAAAAACGAGGAGAAACUCUUUUGAAAUCUAUUGUAGAGCAGUUGAAAGAAAGUCUGGUUACAGAUGUUAUAUCAAUAGGAGAUACAAAAUUUAUGGGGGUAUGUCGUCUUUCGAGUGAGUUUCCAUAUCGCCGCCUGGACAUCCGGCUGAUCCCGUGCGAGCAGUACCACUGCGCAGUGCUUUACUUUACUGGCAGUGACGUGUUCAACAAGACGAUGCGUGCGCAUGCGCUGGAACAGGGGUUCACGCUCAACGAGUACUCUUUGCGUCCCGUCGGAGUUACGGGUGUGCCGGGAGAGAUGAUCCCUAUUGCAUCAGAACAAGAAAUAUUUGAGUAUAUAAACUAUCCAUACAAAAACCCAGAAGAACGAAAUAUGUGAAAAACAAAGUUUAAUAGUUAUUUAUAUCAACUGAAAAAUUAAUUGUGUGCUUGUAUUUGAUAUAGCGUCAUUUGUUUCAACAAGCUUAAAAACAUCAAAUG